Nicotiana tabacum (common tobacco) is the source of this 473-nucleotide messenger RNA. NCBI's taxonomy places the organism in Eukaryota, Viridiplantae, Streptophyta, Magnoliopsida, Solanales, Solanaceae. The record is from RefSeq and is a predicted model, not a curated record.
AUGAAAUUUAAGGAUGCUACCUCACCCUCUCAAGCAGCGGCUAACUUUGCAGAACAUGCAACCCUAGUUUCCAGAGUUGUUGUACAACUUUCAAGGCAGAAAUGGAACAUGAAAUUUAAGGAUACUACCGCUUCUGCUCAAGCACCGGAUGAGCAGAAUUGGAACAUGAAAUUAAAUGAUGCUAACGUUGCUGCUCAAGCAGUGACUGAGUUUGCGGAACAUGCAAGCCCAGGUGCCAGAGACGUUGCAGAAUUGGAACAUGAAAUUAAGGAUGCUGCCUCUGCUGCUCAAGCAGCGGCAGAAUUGAACAUGAAAUCUAAAGAUGCUACCUCUGCUUCUCAAGCAUCGGCGGAAUUUGCAGAACAUGCAACCCUAGUUUCCAGAGCUGUUGAUGCUGCCUCUGCUUCUCAAGCAGCGGCUGAGUUUGCAGAACAUGCUAGCCUAGCUGCCAGGGCUACUGGAGAACUUUCAAG